GCUCCCCGCCUCCGCCUUCGGGGAGGGGGAGCGCGGUGCCGGGGCGAGCAGCGGGUGAUGGGGAAGAGGCGAGCGCGGCGCUGAGGUCCUGUGGGGCCGGAUGAGCCGAGGCUUGGCGCCGCGGCGGUGGCGGGGCUGGAGGAGAGGGCGAAGGAGGCUGUAGGGGCGGCCCCCGCUCCGGUUGCCCUGAGGGGAAGGAGCCCCCGACCAUGGAGAUCGAGAACAUCGUGGCCAACACGGUGCUGCUGAAAGCCCGGGAGGGCAAACGGAGUGGGCGUAGUAAAAAUGGAAAGAGAUGCUGAAGUUGCCACCUGUUAGUCACUGUGAAGGUAUUAGAUCCUCAAUUGGUAAAAGAGACUAUAGCAGCUUUGUGACAAGCAGCCUAUAGGAAGACUUCUCUUCAGACAGUUCUGUGAUUCCAGGCCAGAUUUGAAAAGAUGCAUCGAAUUCUGGAUGCAGUGGCAGAAUAUGAGGUAUCUUCAGAUGAAAAGCGUAUAGACUGUGGCCUCAAAGUUUUAGAGACGUACUUCACUAAUGGGUCUGCAGCACACUUGCCAGAAAUACCUCAGGAAACAGUAAAUGAAUGUAAAGCAAGACUGGAAAAGAACCCUUCUAAGGAUCUUUUUAUGGACUGUACUAGAAUUGUCCAUGAAUACCUAAGCAAAAGACCUUUUGAAGCUUACCAAGAAAGUGUGUAUUUUUCCCGUUUCUUACAGUGGAAAUGGCUGGAAAAGCAACCAGUAACCAAACACACGUUUAGGCAUUACCGAGUCCUAGGCAAAGGUGGAUUUGGAGAGGUGUGUGCCUGUCAAGUACGGGCAACAGGAAAAAUGUAUGCUUGUAAAAAGCUAGAAAAAAAGAGAAUAAAGAAGAGGAAAGGAGAAUCAAUGGCCUCUAAAAAAAAAGAAUUUCUAGAAAAAGUGAAUAGUAGGUUUGUAGUUAGUUUAUCCUAUACGUACGAAACGAAAGAUGCCCUGUGUUUAGUAUUAACCAUAAUGAAUGGAGGGGAUCUGAAGUUUCACAUAUAUAACAUGGGAAAUCCUGGCUUUGAUGAAGAAAGGGCUAUUUUCUAUGCUGCAGAACUGUGCUGUGGCCUGGAAGAUUUGCAGAGGGAGAGAAUUGUUUACAGAGACUUGAAGCCUGAGAAUAUACUUCUUGAUGACUGUGGUCAUAUCAGAAUUUCAGACCUUGGAUUAGCUGUGCAGAUUCCAGAAGGAGAAACGGUCAGAGGUCGAGUUGGGACCGUGGGUUACAUGGCUCCAGAAGUGCUCAAAAAUGAAAAGUAUACAUUCAGUCCGGAUUGGUGGGGUCUUGGCUGCUUGAUUUAUGAAAUGAUUGAAGGACAGUCUCCAUUCAGGAAGCAUAAGGAAAGGGUCAAACGGGAUGAGAUUGACCGGAGAGUAAAGGAAGACCAGGAAACAUAUUCAGACAAGUUCUCAGAGGAGGCAAAAUCCAUCUGCAGGAUGUUACUUGCUAAAAAUCCAGGGGAGCGACUGGGUUGCACUGAAGAUGGAGCUGCUGUUGUAAAGCAACAUCCUAUUUUCAGGAACAUUAACUUCAAGAGGCUGGAAGCAAACAUGUUAGAACCUCCAUUCUUGCCAGAUCCACGUGCUGUAUAUUGUAAAGAUGUCCUGGACAUAGAGCAGUUCUCAACAGUAAAAGGAGUGAACCUGGAUACUACAGAUGAUGACUUCUAUUCCAAGUUUGUUACGGGUUGUGUCUCCAUCCCUUGGCAAAAUGAGAUGAUUGAAACGGGAUGCUUUGAAGAUAUCAAUGCAUAUGAAACUGAUGGUACUGUGUCACCAGACAGAGAGAGGUCUCCUAAACCAAAGAGAGGCUUCUUUCACAGACUCUUUAGUGGAGAGGUCUGUUUUAAAUCUGAUUGCAGUGAUGAUGAGCAGGAGUCCUCCAGACUUUAAAUCAUUUUACUCUCAUCAGAAAGGAUGAGCAAACGUUAAAUGUUUUAUAUCUCUGUAGCAAAUUGUAUUAUAUAUAUUUUUUAUCUGAGUUCAAGGAUUUUUGUACAUUUGUACUUCAUUUGUUUUAAGAUGUAUAUUUUCACUAAAGCUUAAUUGUACAAAAAGCAAUGAGUGCCAUUUGAGUGAGUGUGUUUCUGUAUGUAUUUGAUUUAUCUUGAUUAAUUUUUUCUCAGUGGAAUGAAUCUAGGAAUACUAAAAGGAUUUUAAAGCACAGAGAUAAUAUCUAUGGCAUCAGUGUAACUUGACUUUGUAUGUUCCUGGUAAAACUCUUCUUGUUAAUUAGGAUCUUUAUUAGCAGUUUUCUUAACUUUAAAAUUGCUGUACUGAUGAAUUUAAUAAUUCUGAUACUAUCCAGCAGCAUGGCAGUGCUAUUACCUAAUGUAUCUCUCAAGCAACUGCUAAGAAAAAAAAAAAGGAAUUCAGUGCACUGUGACCUGCUAUUAGGAAUUGCUCUUUACUAUCUGGCUCUGUAGAAUAUCUUUCUGUAUUUCUGUAUAAAGAGAAUUCUGAACAUUUAGCUUAAUCCUGUGACAAACUGUAGUACCCCAUUCUUCUUUUUUCUACCCAUCUUACACAUCCUCUUCAUACAGUUUCUUGGCAUGAACCUAUGCCAAAAUUUUGUAACUAUAUUUUGAAAAGUUUGUUGUCUUUACUGAAAGGAUUUCUUUAUACCUGUGGGGACACCUUUUUAUUUUUUUCUGUAAAUGAAAUUGUUUUUAACUCUCUUUAGGAUGUUAUAAUUUUGUAAUGGGUUAAAAAACAAAGCAUGGGCUCUUUUUACUAACCUACUCUCUGCUUAUUAUGUUGUAAUAUGCAAUGUUGUGGGGUUGACAGCGAUCACUACCACUGAGGAAAGGGCAAGAUAAUUUAAAGUAGCAAAUUUUAAUUAUGUAAAUAUUUUUUUCCUAUAACCUUUUAAAACAGAAACAUUAAAACCUGCCUUUAAUGAUUACUUAACACAAAUGUGGAGCUGAUAUUGAAGUUUAUGAUUACUUGAUGUUCAUUAGUAAAACUGAUAAAAGCUGCCUGAAAGUUAGUCGAACUUCCAUUCUUCUGGACUCACAUAUGCCAGACUUUUUAUUUGGUUUCCAGUAAAACUAUUAAUCUCUGUGUAAGAGUCAAUUUAAAGAGCACAUUUCAUUAAGAGCCUUUUCUGUUUUCAAAAUUUGAAUGAGGGACUUAAAAUAUGAUGGUAUGCUCUUGGAGUUGGAGACAUGACUAGUUACAUAUUUUGUUCUGUAUUCUGAAGAUUUGUCUCCACAGAACAUGCUUUUUUUUUUUUUUUCGUUUCAAAUCUCUGGGGCACCAACCAGACCACAUAUGUAUUGUACACACAGAGCAACUGAGUAGCCCCCCACCUCAAAUAGGUCUCUGCUUGUGAUUCACAGACCCACUGGAAGAAAUUUAAGCUGCUUCUGAGAAACUCACAACAUACAUUUGGUUGUCAAGCCCAUCAUCAGGUUUUAAUUCACAGUAUUUGGUCUCUAAAGACAAGUGUUUUGAUGGAUUGGAAUUUGAAAAAAGUUGAAAAACCAGUGUGUUACAGAACUCUACUGGGGUUCAGCUGGUGUCUAUCUGAAAUUGCCACAGAAAUAAGGAAUGAGAGACUCUUUUCCUGUGUUGUUAGUGCAUUUUUCCUGCAGUCUACAGCAGCACACAGGACACCAAAAUGACUGUUGUGGAAAGUACAAAGAGAAAUUGGCAGAGGGAGAGAGGGUUUGAAGGAAUUACUGGAAGAUGGUCUGAUGUAAUAGUGAAGGGAUGGGAGGCUUGACAGAAAGAGAAAUGUCUGAAGUGAGGGUGUUGGCUGGAACCAUUAUGUGUGAGACAAUGAGCUGGCAUGGUCUGACCUGACCCUCUUAAUUUUGUACCACAGUAAUAAUAGGACUCUAAAGAGAUGAGAAUGGAAAAAUGGGGAAGUAGUAGAAGUGUUUUAUAAAUACCUACCUGGUUGCAGAAGUCAUCAUUUCCCUGAUUUAGGGUAUUAGUUUUUUAAGGUCUUAGGUUUGCUGUUCUGAGGCAAAGGGGGCUGUAUUAAGACUGGACAUAUGGGGUGACAGAGUGGGUUUAAUAUCUGCGUAGAACAACUUGAAAUUUGGGCAAGAAUACCAUGGACACAAACUGAGUAAAUUUUAUGAAAAAAAUACAGGAAUGGGCUUUAAUAGAUUAAACAAAAAUAUCUGCAAGUUUAUUUAUCAUGUAUUUCAAAUUUUCUUUCCUCAUUGGAUGGAGAGGAAUCUUAAGAAAAAUCAAAUCAGCUUCUCUAAUUUGGAGUGUUGAGACAACACAUUCUCCAGGGUUCUGCGAAAAAAAAGACUAGAUGAAGAGAGAAGGGAAAUUGUUCUUAAGUGUUUAUUUACAUGUCUGCUUCUUUGGACAAGGAACUCCUUGUAAAAAAAAUGGAGGAUUUGUUUGUUUUUAUGAAGUUUUAUUUUGUUAAAUUUCACGAGUUUUUUCAUAAAUUCUCAAUAAUAUUUUUGAACUGGUUUUGAGUGGACUACAUUUGCAGGAUUCAGACCUAAAUUCCAUUCCUUUUGAGAUUUGGGUUUUCUUGGUUGGUUGGUUUUUCCCCAGUAGGCUCAAAAUGGCAUUUUUCUACUAUAAAUUUGUCCCCUUUAGCUAGAAAUACAACCACAUAAUAAUGACUAGAUAUUAUCUAACGUGAAUCCCCUAAAGAAUUAGAAAAGACAAGAAACUGGAAGGAUCAAUAUAACUCUCCUUAUACGGUAUGUGGAGAUGAAGAUGUUUUGGUGUUUAAGGUGACUAACAUGGGUUAAAUGUCUUUAUUGGAGUAUUGGGAGCUUGGAGAUGCCUUUUGAAAGUGGGGAAGGGGUAAGGAGAAGGGAGAACACCUGAAAGCAAAAUAAUGUGGUGUGAUAAAUUUAACAUGAACUUAUAUCUUGAUUUUUUUAGGACACAACUGAGACAAAGAAGGGGAAGGCAGGAGGUCGUGUUGACUGAUUUAUGUAGCCUUUUAUUCCCAAUAAACUGUUGUGGGGGCGAGGGGGGAAAGCCAAGGAAAUUCUUGUUAUUUGGUAUGACUUCAUUGAGAUUCUAGAUCUAUGUGUUAGAAGGCUUUAAUAGCAGUGAGACAAUCCAAUAGCCCAGCUGGUGCAAGCUUUGGAAAGAUCUGUGGAAUUCCAUGGAGUUAUUUGCGUGAGAUCAACCCUCCUUUUCUGUGUCUUGUUUUGCAAGCAUUUGUGUACAUAAGUCUCAAUGUCUGCUUGUGUGUACCUCAUGAAUCUCUAUUUAGCUCAAAAUUCAGGAACUGUGAAACGAUGUACCAGUAUCUUAUUGGUUUACUUAAUGCUUUUGAAUGUUGUGACCAACAGAAUAGAAUCUUCAUGCCUCAGGGUUGGUUUUUUUCCUACUAAAAAAAUUGUCAGCUUCCUCCCCUUGGCUCCCCUGAGGUGUAGUGUUCAUUAUAGAGAUGGUGUUAUGUUUCUGGAUUAUAACAACAACAAAACAGUCUCAGCUGAAAAAAUGAGAAUUUAAAAAUAAUAUUAAAUAGGAAAAAACCUGUGGUAUAUCUGUGACAACAAGAGCAUUAUUGACAAAUCUUAGCCUUUAAUAGAUGUUGUCUUUUUUUUUUCCCGAAUCAGUCUUAAAACAGUGGUUUUGAAGGGUUAUGAAAGAGAAUUGCCUCCAUCUCAAAAUUAAAUUGUUUAAUUUAUAAAUCAAUGAUAGAAGCUAUUAAAUACAAUAGCAAUCCAUUUUUAGAAUGCACUCCAAUUAUUUUUCAAACAACAGUGAAGAAGAAAUACAAGCAAUUUUUCAUUGCCAUUUGUUGAGAGAAUACUUAUUUACAAGUUACUAAAAUAAGUCAACAGAAGGAAUAUUUUUCUAUGGUUUACAAUUUAGUGUUACAUUAAUUUAACAUUGGAAUUACCACCUUCAUUUUAGUAUAGAUUCUCAGAAAAUACUUCUCUUUAGGAAGUCCUCGAAAAUUUGAAUGAUUGGAAAGCAUCUUUAAACAGAAUUCAUGUUUACUUUGAUUUGAAUUACCUGCCUGGCUUAUUUUGGUGCUUAUGAUGUCUCUUCUGCUGAAUGUACAAUUCUUUUUUAUUGUACAUAAAUAAUUGUUCUUGUGGUGUAACUUGAGUUUUGCACAUGAGAUGUAGGUAACUUUUUUGUCAUGUUCCAGAUGUGUCCAAAACACCAGAAUUCUUUCAAGGCAUAGGAAGCUGACUGUUUUAUGUAUUGUGUAAUUUCCAGCAUCUCCAAACCACUGACUGUUUUUGUGUGAGCUGUUUUCCUGGAUGUUCUAGCAUUGUAAUUCCUGAAAUAAAAGCAAAACACUGCCGCAUAUCUCAACCACAUCUAUUACUGUCUAAUGUGAUUUAUUUACCAUGUCUGUCAUGGUAUCUGGGAUAGAAUAAAAAGA
Molecule: messenger RNA, 6363 nt
Organism: Chiroxiphia lanceolata (lance-tailed manakin)
Lineage: Eukaryota; Metazoa; Chordata; Aves; Passeriformes; Pipridae
Gene: GRK4
Product: G protein-coupled receptor kinase 4
Biological process (GO): regulation of signal transduction; signal transduction; protein phosphorylation
Cellular component (GO): cytoplasm
Molecular function (GO): ATP binding; G protein-coupled receptor kinase activity
Source: RefSeq, a predicted model, not a curated record